CAGGAUCUUAAAUCUGAGCUUAAACCUGUUCCACUUCAGGAGGAGUUCAGGGGACAACAACUCUUAUUCGCUAAACACCAUCAAGGACACCAGGCACAGAGAAUUAAACUAUUAUAUCUAAUAACUCUCUAAAAUGGAAGAAGCCCAAAGCCAAAGUUUAGAGGAAGACUUUGAAGGACAGGCCACACACACAGGACCCAAAGGAGUAAUAAAUGACUGGAGAAAGUUUAAAUUAGAAAGUGAAGACAGCGAUUCAUCCCCACCUAGCAAGAAGGACAUUCUCAGAAAAAUGUCUUCUCCUCAGAGCAGAGAUGACAAAGAUUCAAAAGAAAGAUUGAGCAGAAAGAUGAGCGUUCAAGAAUAUGAACUAAUCCACCAAGACAAAGAAGAUGAAAACUGCCUUCGUAAAUACCGUAGACAGUGUAUGCAGGAUAUGCACCAGAAGCUGAGUUUUGGGCCUAGAUAUGGGUUUGUGUAUGAGCUGGAAUCCGGGGAGCAAUUCCUGGAGACCAUUGAAAAGGAGCAGAAAAUCACCACAAUUGUUGUUCACAUUUAUGAAGAUGGCAUUAAGAGUUGUGAUGCCCUAAACAGUAGCUUAACAUGCCUUGCAGCUGAAUACCCAAUGGUCAAGUUUUGUAAAAUAAAAGCUUCUAAUACAGGUGCUGGGGACCGUUUUUCCUCAGAUGUCCUCCCCACACUGCUCGUCUACAAAGGUGGGGAACUCAUAAGCAAUUUUAUUAGUGUCGCCGAACAGUUUGCUGAAGAAUUUUUUACUGGGGAUGUGGAGUCAUUUCUAAACGAGUAUGGGUUAUUGCCUGAAAAAGAGAUACGUGUCAUAGAGCAGACUACCAUGGACGAAGAUAUGGAAUGAAGAUUCAUUAUGUCAAUAUCUCACAUGUCUCCUGUAAGUACUGAGCAUUGAUUUGGGUAGUAUUCAUAUUCCUUUAAAGAAUACAAAGUAUACCCAUGGCUGUUCUAAUUUUUAAAAAAUACCAGAUUGAUACUAAAACUAUAUGUUUAGCAUUUUUUUAGUAUUAGCUACUCAAAUUGAUAUAAUACUUUACUACAAAACAUAGUCUUCAGAAAAGAGGAUAUGGAUAAUAUUGCGAGAGUUUUCAAAAAUUCCUUUCGAGUUGUAUUUAGCUUUUUUCUCCUUGUUUCCUUGGUAUUAU
Messenger RNA from Phacochoerus africanus (Common warthog), 1172 nucleotides. It is a transcript of the gene PDC, whose product is annotated as phosducin. The record is from RefSeq and is a predicted model, not a curated record. Lineage: Eukaryota; Metazoa; Chordata; Mammalia; Artiodactyla; Suidae. The transcript has 4 exons. The coding region runs from base 134 to 871 and encodes 245 amino acids. Gene Ontology annotation, biological process: regulation of G protein-coupled receptor signaling pathway.